GACGGCGGCUGAGGAGGCGGCGCAGGGGAUGGUGCGCCCGGCCGCGGCGGUGCCGGCCGCCGCUGCUGCUCCGGCCCCGGCCCCCCCGGCCCCGCCGCCGCCGCUGCCAGGGCUGUGAGCAGGGCCCGCGGCCCGAGCAGCUAUGAGAGUGGAGGAAAAAGAAGAGCACUUUGGUACCACACCUGUUGUCUGCCAGCCCGUAGGAAAUCAUGGACGGAAGGACUGCAUUUGUUCCAGUAGGGUUGUCCCAGAGGAAGAAAAUCAGGGCUGAGAAUCCAUCUCCAAGCAUUGCCCAUCUCCUCGGCGCUGAGAAAUAGCACUCAGCUGAGUGCUGAAAAUAGGCUGAAAAGCAUGGGCUCAUCUGGUCUUAUUGACCCUGUUAUUUCUGAGGAACAGUGCACUCCGCUUUCCCCACUUCCCUUGCUGGAAAUGGUCACUGCUGGUCUUUGUGGGCUUUCAACCUCCUGAGAGGCGGAGAGGUGAAGCCCUUGAACACAGCAGGUGUGGAGUGAAACUGGAGGAUCGCUGCCAACCCUUUCUGCCGGCUUCUGACAACAUAGGACAACGUUCCUGAGCUGAGAAGAAGCACAGAGGGCAGAAGUAUGCAAUGUGCCUCGUGCACUUGCACGCGACUUCUUGACUGGACCAUCACUUGUUCCUUGUGCUGCUUUCACAGGCAUCUAUUAACAAGCUAAAAGUGACAGAACCAUGGCUCAGUUUCCAACACCUUUUGGGGGCAACCUGGAUAUCUGGGCUAUUACUGUGGAGGAGAGGGCUAAACAUGAUCAGCAGUUCCACAGUCUGAAACCAACAUCUGGAUUUAUCACUGGUGAUCAAGCUAGAAACUUUUUUUUUCAGUCUGGGUUACCUCAACCGGUGUUAGCACAGAUAUGGGCUCUAGCUGACAUGAACAAUGAUGGGAGGAUGGAUCAGCUGGAGUUCUCAAUAGCUAUGAAACUUAUCAAAUUAAAACUACAAGGUUAUCAACUCCCAUCUGCACUGCCUCCUGUCAUGAAGCAGCCACCUAUUGCUCUGCCUAGUGCACCAGGGUUUGCCACAUUGCCAAAGAGUUCUUCCUUUAGUAGAUCUGGUCCUGCAUCGCAGCUAAACACAAAACUGCAAAAGGCACAAUCGUUUGAUGUGGCCAGUGUGCCUCCUGUGGCAGAGUGGGCUGUACCUCAGUCAUCAAGACUGAAAUACAGACAGCUGUUCAAUAGCCAUGAUAAAACAAUGAGUGGACACUUAACAGGUCCACAAGCAAGAACUAUUCUUAUGCAGUCAAGCUUACCCCAGGCUCAGCUGGCUACAAUAUGGAAUCUUUCAGAUAUUGAUCAAGAUGGAAAACUUACAGCUGAAGAGUUUAUUCUGGCUAUGCACUUAAUUGAUGUAGCUAUGUCUGGUCAGCCACUGCCACCUGUACUGCCUCCAGAGUAUAUUCCACCUUCAUUUAGAAGAGUACGUUCUGGUAGUGGCAUAUCUGCUGUAAGUUCAGUAUCUGUAGACCAAAGGUUACCAGAAGAACCAGCAUUAGAAGAAGAACAGCAGCAACUGGAAAAGAAAUUACCAGUUACAUUUGAAGAUAAAAAACGCGAGAACUUUGAACGUGGCAAUCUAGAACUUGAAAAACGGAGGCAGGCUCUCCUGGAACAGCAACGCAAAGAACAAGAGCGUCUAGCACAGCUGGAACGGGCAGAGCAGGAAAGGAAAGAACGUGAGCGGCAGGAGCAAGAACGGAAAAGACAACUGGAGCUAGAGAAACAGUUGGAAAAACAACGGGAAUUGGAACGGCAGAGAGAAGAGGAAAGGAGGAAAGAAAUAGAAAGAAGAGAGGCUGCAAAACGGGAACUUGAGAGGCAAAGGCAACUUGAGUGGGAACGUAAUCGUCGGCAAGAACUACUAAAUCAAAGAAACAAAGAACAAGAGGACAUAGUUGUUCUAAAAGCAAAAAAGAAGACCUUAGAAUUUGAGCUGGAAGCCCUAAAUGAUAAAAAAAAUCAAUUGGAGGGAAAGCUUCAGGAUAUCCGAUGUCGGCUGUCUACCCAAAGACAAGAAAUUGAGAGUACAAAUAAAUCUAGAGAACUGAGAAUUGCAGAAAUUACCCAUCUGCAACAGCAGCUACAGGAAUCUCAGCAGAUGCUUGGAAGAUUGAUUCCAGAAAAGCAAUUGCUUAAUGAUCAACUAAAGCAAGUUCAACAGAACAGUUUGCAUAGAGAUUCUCUUCUUACUGUCAAAAGAGCCUUAGAAGCCAAGGAGCUAGCCCGUCAACAGCUUCGAGACCAGCUAGAUGAAGUAGAAAAAGAAACCAGAUCUAAACUUCAGGAAAUUGAUAUAUUCAAUAAUCAACUGAAGGAGCUGAGAGAAAUACAUAACAAACAGCAACUACAGAAGCAAAAGAACUUGGAAGCUGAGAGGUUGAAACAGAAAGAACAAGAAAGGAAGACAGAAUUAGAAAAGCAAAAAGAAACUCAAAGACGAAUCCAGGAGCGGGAUAAACAACGGCUUGAUCGAGUGCAACAAGAAGAAGAACUUCAGUGGCAAAAAAAAAAUCAGGAAGAUGAGAAGCUAAAAAGGGAAGAAAUAACCAAGAAGAAGGAAAGCGAGGAUAAGGGGAAACAGGAAAUCCAAGAGAAACUGAGUAAGCUUUUCCAACCACAUCAAGACCCAGUCAAGCCAGCCGUCCAGGCUCCUUGGUCAAAUGCAGAAAAAGCUCCUCUAACAAUUUCUGCUCAGGAGGAUGUAAAAAUAGUGUAUUAUAGAGCACUGUAUCCUUUUGAAUCAAGAAGCCACGAUGAAAUCACUAUUCAGCCUGGCGACAUAGUCAUGGUGGAUGAAAGCCAGACUGGAGAACCAGGGUGGCUUGGUGGAGAAUUGAAGGGAAAAACUGGAUGGUUCCCUGCAAACUAUGCAGAGAAAAUACCUGAAAAUGAAGUUCCAGCAUCUGUAAAACCAGUAGUUGAGGCUGCUGCUGCACCUAAAGUUUCUGUACAUGAAACAACUACAUCACUAGGAACUCCUGCGUCUACAGAGUGCACUACAACUGCCAAUAACUGGGCAGACUUCAGUUCAACAUGGCCAACAAACACUAAUGAGAAACCAGAGACAGAUAACUGGGAUGCCUGGGCAGCUCAGCCGUCUUUGACUGUUCCCAGUGCAGGGCAGUUGCGGCAGCGAUCAGCUUUCACUCCUGCCACUGUUACAGGAUCAUCUCCCUCUCCUGUCUUGGGUCAGGGCGAAAAAGUGGAGGGACUUCAAGCCCAGGCUUUGUAUCCUUGGAGAGCGAAAAAAGACAACCACCUUAAUUUCAACAAAAAUGAUGUCAUCACAGUAUUAGAGCAGCAAGAUAUGUGGUGGUUUGGAGAAGUUCAAGGACAAAAGGGGUGGUUUCCUAAGUCAUAUGUGAAGCUUAUUUCAGGCCCCAUUAGGAAGUCAACAAGCAUGGAUUCUGGUUCUUCAGAAAGUCCUGCUAGUCUGAAAAGAGUAGCAUCACCAGCAGCAAAAGCAACUAUGUCAGGUGAAGAGUAUGUUGCUAUGUAUACUUAUGAGAGCUCUGAACAAGGAGACCUAACCUUUCAGCAAGGUGAUAUGAUUCUUGUGACAAAGAAAGAUGGUGACUGGUGGACAGGAACACUGGGUGAUAAAUCAGGAGUAUUCCCAUCUAAUUAUGUGAGACUCAAAGAUUCUGAGGCUUCUGGAGCAGCUGGAAAAACGGGAAGCUUAGGGAAGAAACCUGAAAUUGCCCAAGUUAUUGCCUCUUACACAGCAACGGGUCCAGAACAGCUUACUCUUGCUCCUGGUCAGUUGAUUCUUAUCAGAAAGAAGAAUCCAGGUGGCUGGUGGGAAGGAGAGCUCCAAGCACGAGGGAAAAAGCGGCAGAUAGGAUGGUUCCCUGCUAAUUAUGUAAAACUUUUGAGCCCUGGUACCAGUAAAACUACACCAACUGAGCUACCUAAAUCAACAGCAUUACCUUCAGUGUGCCAAGUAAUUGGCAUGUAUGACUACACUGCACAGAACGAUGAUGAGCUAGCAUUCAAUAAAGGCCAGAUUAUAAACGUCCUUAACAAGGAAGACCCAGACUGGUGGAAAGGGGAGGUGAAUGGACAAGUGGGUCUCUUCCCAUCCAACUAUGUGAAGCUGACAACAGAUAUGGACCCAAGCCAGCAAUGGUGUGCAGACUUGCAUCUUCUGGAUAUGUUGACACCUACUGAAAGGAAAAGGCAGGGAUACAUCCAUGAGCUCAUUGUCACAGAAGAGAACUAUGUAAAUGAUCUGCAGUUGGUCACAGAGAUCUUCCAGAAACCACUAAUGGAAUCUGAGCUGCUAACAGAAAAAGAAGUUGCUAUGAUUUUUGUUAAUUGGAAGGAGCUGAUUAUGUGCAAUAUAAAGCUACUGAAGGCUUUGCGAGUGCGUAAGAAGAUGUCUGGGGAGAAGAUGCCAGUGAAAAUGAUUGGUGACAUACUGACAGCCCAGCUGCCACACAUGCAGCCGUACAUUCGGUUCUGUAGCUGCCAGCUCAAUGGGGCAGCACUCAUCCAACAGAAAACAGAUGAAGUCCCUGAGUUCAAGGAGUUCGUUAAAAGGUUAGCAAUGGAUCCUCGCUGUAAAGGAAUGCCGCUAUCAAGUUUUCUACUAAAGCCUAUGCAACGGGUAACAAGAUACCCACUAAUAAUUAAAAAUAUAAUAGAAAACACCCCUGAAAACCACCCUGACCACAGUCACUUGAAGCAUGCUCUUGAGAAAGCAGAAGAAUUGUGUUCUCAAGUAAAUGAAGGAGUGCGGGAGAAAGAAAAUUCAGAUAGGCUGGAGUGGAUCCAGGCUCAUGUUCAGUGUGAAGGCCUGUCUGAGCAACUCGUAUUUAAUUCUGUUACAAACUGCUUGGGACCACGCAAGUUUCUGCACAGUGGGAAACUCUAUAAAGCCAAGAGUAACAAGGAACUGUAUGGCUUUCUGUUCAACGAUUUCCUCCUCCUGACUCAGAUCAUAAAACCUCUUGGCUCUUCUGGCACAGACAAGGUCUUCAGCCCCAAGUCUAACCUGCAAUACAAAAUGUACAAAACUCCCAUUUUUCUAAAUGAGGUACUAGUAAAAUUACCCACAGACCCUUCUGGAGACGAGCCCAUCUUCCAUAUCUCCCACAUUGAUAGAGUCUAUACACUCCGGGCUGAAAGCAUUAAUGAAAGGACUGCCUGGGUUCAGAAAAUUAAAGCCGCUUCAGAACUUUACAUAGAGACCGAAAAGAAGAAGAGAGAAAAGGCCUACUUAGUUCGCUCACAAAGAGCAACUGGCAUUGGGAGGCUGAUGGUGAAUAUUGUUGAAGGCAUUGAACUAAAACCUUGCAGGUCCCAUGGAAAGAGUAACCCAUACUGUGAGGUGACGAUGGGCUCUCAGUGCCAUAUUACCAAGACGAUACAGGACACCCUCAAUCCGAAGUGGAACUCCAACUGCCAGUUCUUUAUCAAAGACCUAGAGCAGGACGUACUCUGCAUCACGGUGUUUGAGAGGGACCAGUUCUCCCCGGACGACUUUUUGGGCAGAACAGAGAUCCGUGUGGCAGACAUUAAGAAGGAUCAGGGUUCAAAAGGACCAGUUACAAAGUGUCUCCUUCUGCAUGAAGUCCCAACAGGAGAGAUAGUCGUCCGACUAGACCUGCAAUUGUUUGAUGAGCCUUAGAAGGAAAGGGACCAAUGCUUUUUUUUCAGUCUGAGUUCACUGCAAUAGGUGUCUGCAGAAGCUGUCACUAAAUCCUUAUUGGUUUGGUAUGAAACUACUGCUUGCCCUUCACACACAAGAGGGUUAUCAAAGCAAACAGGAGCAUCUUUGUGCCUUGAUAAUUCUCACUGAAAAAUGAGUCCCAGUUUAGUGAGGAAAUCUCCCUCAAUUUCUCUAUGUGGAACCUGAUGUUAGUUUCCUGGGUUUAUGAAAUAACCUAGUUGUUUGUCGUGCUCCAGUCUGAAAGGCUGGAAAACCACAUAGGUUGCUGUGCUUGCUCCAGCUACUCUGUUCUUUAAUUUACAAGAUGAAGGCAAUGUUGGUAUGUUUGGAGGCUUUCUGCAGGGUUUUCCCCCUUAAGGAAUUCUGUGCCUAUUGCUCAGCAAGGUGGUGUGUAAAUGUUUUGUGAAUGGAACAAGCAGUUAUGCAGUAAGAAGGUCUUUGAAGAUCUUCACGGUGAUGCUGAAAAGACUUAGAAAAUAAAUAGUCUAUAUCUAUAAACAGAGAAGAUUCUAUUAAGAUACCACUUCAUGACUCACAUUGCCCCAAAAAUAAAUAUAUAUACAGGCCUUCUGCACAGAGAUGAGUUGCACUCCAGAAGAGUACACCCACUGAGUACCUUCGGAAGAAAUGUUUGAACAGUAAGUGAAGGAUCGAAUAUAGAGCCCUGAUGAAUGUUGUACUAUACCACUUCAACACUGCUUUACUACGGCUGCUUAGUUGUGUGAAUGCAGAUGGAUGAUACGUCACCUGCAGUGGGGAAGAAAAAAAUCAUGGCUGUGGCUCAGGAAGCUAAUUUCUACCCCGCAGAGUCUAGUUUGCCAAGCAAUCCGUGGUGACCAGUUAUUAAAUUUUACUGUGCCUAACUGCAUUUGACAUCAUGUUACUGAAUUCAGAGUGAUAGCAUACUGUAGCUCACAACAGGGUUUGUUGCAAGCCAGGCUGAUCACAAGGUUGGUGGCAGCGAUACUAGACAUGAACAGAAGCAGGGUAUUUGUGAUUGUACAGAGUGGGUAACUCCAAAGUAAAAGUCUUGUCGUCUUGGGGAAUCAAAAGUUUCUAUACGCGUUUUACUCAACAAAUACACACGUAUAGGCCAACAUUCAGCAAAAUUCCUCUGUUUGGCAAAGCACCCAGCUUUAAGCAUGCACUUAUGUUGUGUUUCCCUUAAGUACACACGUAAGUGCUUUACUAAGCCUGGACCUGAGAUACGAUAGACCCCUUAAGAGUAAAAUUCAUCUUUGUUCUGCCUGGAUUCAUUUUGUUCAUUACCUAUCAUCCAUACACUGGUAUUUUUGUAAUGACUUUAUUUCUGAAUGGGAGGUGUCAGCCUGUUUCAUUAGCAUGUGAAUGUUCUUGUGGAGCCUGUUGUUAGGUUUUGAUGUUCCUUGCAUGUCCUUUCAGUACUGGUUUCCACCUUUCCUGUAUAGGUGGUGUUUUCUAGCACUACAAGUCUUAUUGAUUUCCAUUAGGAAAUUAGGAUAUCUUCAUAACAAAUAGGUAGAUGCGGUAUGGUAAUAAGUGUAAACUGUGCUGGAAAGUGUCUGUGUAUUAUAAUUUCCUACAAUACCACUAUAAUGUUUCAAGCAAUGGGAAAAAAAAAAGUAUGUUGGAGGGACAACAAAGUUUACAUUUCAUACUUUUCAGAAUCGCUUUAUUAUUUAUUUAUUGAAGAUAGUGUAGAAUUUUGUAUCAGAAAUGACAGACAUACUUAUGUAUUUUUUGAAACAAAAACAGAGAUACACACUUUAGUUAGAAACUUUCAACUGACCACAUUUUAGAGGGAGUGUAACUUCCUAGGCAUGCAUUUGUUUACCACUAACUGGCAGAAAACACAAUUAAGAGAACUUUAAGUUUCUAUUUUUCAAUGUUGUUAAGAAAAUUGUUUCAAGUAAAAUAUGUAAAUAGAACUAAACCCAUGUUUUCCUAAUCCCAUAUCUAUACAUUUUAUUAAAUAUAAUGUAUAUGAAAAUACACAUUGUUGUGGUAGGAUUAAAAAAAAAGUGAUAAAAUCUAUUAAUGGAGUAACAUUAAAUGUCAUUGUCUAACAUUUUAUUGCUGUCCUAAUUUUACUCAGUAGCUGUAAAUAUGGUGAACAUUCAUUUCAGUGUUUAGAAAGUAGAAUCACUUUUUUAUGGUACCAUUUCACCAGCAUGAAUUACAGCAACAAAUAAAUAGACAAAUAGGGAAAAAAUACCAUGGAUGCAAUGCAGAAAUCCAGGCCAGGUUUUUAAAAGGAGCCUCAAGGAGCUGCAUAUUCCUCUGAGAUUCAGCUGGUGUUUGAAGUAGUGGACAGGUAGCUGCAGGGGUACCUCCCAGACUGUGACCCCUUAUCGUGAGCAUGUGGGAUUGCACCUUUUUGUGUAGUUGUAACACAACCGAGCACCUUCCUGACCACCAUCACUCGUGAUUUCCAUCUUACCCUCAGUGCACAGGAAUGUUUAAUUCCUGUUAAUGCCAAUGGAAGUUAUGCAAACAUGAUGAUGAUGAUGAAAGGCUGGGCUUCAGCUCACUGAUAUCUCACAAAUCCCUUGUGAUCAGUCUAAUUCUGAAGAUGAAGCUUGUCCUAAUCCCUGUGCGUCGAGGACAGAAUAUAUAUACCCUCAGAGCCAGCCUAUUGUGCAUCAGGAUGUUGCUAUUUUCUCUCUUGCUCGCCCUCAAUACUCCAUAGCAUAUCGGCACGGUUGGCUUCCCAAGUGGAUCUGCUUCAGGGUUAGCCAAAGGUUCUUAGAAAUUCAUCAACUCCUGCCUAUUUUUCCCUGUUCAGGCACAGCUUGAACAGCCACACACAACAGGAGAGACGCAGCCACACACAACAGGAUCUUUGGAAGUUAGAUAUCUUUUAGUGUAUUUAGAAAGGUGGCUGGAAUCACCACGAUGUGUGGAGGUUGAGCCAUCCAUCCUCUUAAAGGUGUCAUGUCCUGGCUGUCAAACCCUGAUGGCCUGUGCUACCAUUAUUGAUCGCCUGUAUUUAUGCAGACCCUGUUUUUCAGACUCUGGUUACUGAUCUCUGAAUGUAUUGGUAAAAUGGCACACCUUAGAGCACAGGUCCCUUUGCAGCCUCGUUGAGAUGUGUGCAAUCUUUUCCUAAUGUUAUAC
Messenger RNA from Cygnus atratus (black swan), 8805 nucleotides. It is a transcript of the gene ITSN1, whose product is annotated as intersectin 1. Gene Ontology annotation, biological process: clathrin-dependent synaptic vesicle endocytosis; endosomal transport; intracellular signal transduction. The coding region runs from base 709 to 5667 and encodes 1652 amino acids. Gene Ontology annotation, cellular component: plasma membrane; cytoplasm; presynaptic membrane. The record is from RefSeq and is a predicted model, not a curated record. Gene Ontology annotation, molecular function: calcium ion binding; molecular adaptor activity; guanyl-nucleotide exchange factor activity. NCBI's taxonomy places the organism in Eukaryota, Metazoa, Chordata, Aves, Anseriformes, Anatidae. The transcript has 40 exons.